Molecule: messenger RNA, 2548 nt
Organism: Rhea pennata
Lineage: Eukaryota; Metazoa; Chordata; Aves; Rheiformes; Rheidae
Gene: GRAMD2B
Product: GRAM domain containing 2B
Exons: 14
Coding region: 249-1361 (370 amino acids)
Cellular component (GO): cytoplasmic microtubule
Source: RefSeq, a predicted model, not a curated record
GCUCCCUGUGCAGAGCCGCUCGUGCCGCUGCGGUUAGCCAGCCGGAUCCUGGGUCGGGGUCGCGAUUCAAGGCAAGCCAGGAGGAAACGCGACGGAGGCUCGCUGAACCUGCCGAGGGUUGUUGCGUGCAAGGCCUGCCCCAAGCUCCUGAGGCGCCUCUAGCUCGUUCAGAUGGAGAAAAUGGAUCAGAUGAAAAAAGAAAGACAGGAAAAUCACCAACUAUAUUGCUGCAAACCCCUUCCAGUGAAAUGGAGUAUCUUGAUGACCGGAAAAAAGUUGGCGUUGCUAGGACAAAGAACAGUACAGAUAGUCCACCCAUGACAAUGGACAUCAAGAACGACUCCAAGAUUGAGAGGAAAAAACGUGUCUCAAAUCAGCUGAAGGCAAAUGCACACUUUCAUAAGCUGUUUAUGGAGGUUCCCAUUGAUGAGCCACUGAAACAAAGUUUUACCUGUGCUCUGCAGAAAGAAAUUCUGUACCAAGGAAAGUUAUUCCUCUCUGAAAACUGGAUUUGCUUCCAUUCCAAGGUUUUUGGUAAAGACACUAAGAUCAGUAUACCUGUGCUCUCAGUGACACUGCUAAAGAAAACCAAAACUGCCCUCCUUGUGCCAAAUGCUCUGAUCAUAGCAACAGUCACAGAUAAAUACAUGUUUGUCUCCUUGCUCUCCAGAGAUACCACCUACAAGCUAUUAAAAUCUAUCUGUAGACAUCUAGAGGAUAUGAGUGUCGGCAACAGUCCCAAUCCGUCUUCUGCUGAAAACAGUUUCAGGGCUGAUCGUCCUACAACUCUGCCCCUGGAUUUUAAUGAAGACUAUUCUGAUCUGGAUGGUAUAGUGCAACAGCGGAGACAAGAGAUGGAGGAGUCCAGCAGUACAGGCUCCCAAACCCCAGAGCUAGAACGUUUUCAAGAUUAUCAUGUUAUAGAGACACAGACUCACUUGAAAGUUUCCAAGACUGAGGCAAAGUCUGUCCGUUCAGAUGCACACAGUAAACGUGUACCUGAAGGAAAAGCCAAGAACACUCCUCGAAAUGCAGAUCAUUCUGAAGCCUUCAGGUUCUUCCACAAAGUGAAUUCCCAGAAGCUUUUAUCUCUGAACCAAAUACUUAUAUUUUAUGCAGUUCUUGUCUGUAUAUUAAUAUUUUCUACCUUCUACAUGAGAUAUAAAAUCAAUGUCCUAGAGGAACGUCUUAUUUCUAUGACAUCCUUUGAGUCGCAUGUUAAGGACCAGCCAGUGCACCAGGGUUUGGGAUCUAAUCUGCAAAUUAAUGCUGAUGCCCUCUGUGAUGAGUUGACUGCUAAUCUUAUAAAAUUGGAGAAGAUACAGAACAACUUGCAAAGACUACUUGAAGAUGGUGAAUGAAACGUUGAUCUUCUUGGACUGCUUCAGACCUCAGUCUUCUGCUCCUGACAAACAGUUCCAAAAGAGCUCUGCUGGCCAGAGUUCAAGCUUCUUAUUUUUGAUCCAAGCCAAGUUUAAACUACUGUAUAUCUCCUGUCACAGUGUAGAAAGUCAGUCUAUUCUUGAGCAAUCGCAUAUGUCUAUGUAAUUUGAAAGGGUUUUUUUUCCUUCUCUAUUGAUGUGUGAAAUAAUGGAUUUUAUAGCUUGUUUGAUUCUAGACUUGCUUACACCAGUGUAAAUCAGGUGUAACUGCAUUUACCUCAGCAUCUGGGUUUUUUGUCCUUUGUCACACAAGUGUAAAUGGGAAGAAUUUCAGUCAUGACCCAUACAUGUAGAAGUAUGUUGUGUGAAUGAGCUGGGUAUCUGUGUCUCAACUGUGGCUCUGGAUCAAUGCUGUGCUCUUGGCUUUUAUUGCUUUCAGACCUAUCAUCCCAGAGAUCAGAGAGCAGACAUCUCUGGAUUAGAUUCUGCAGAGUGCUGAGCGUUCAGUGUGUGCUCAGUUCUCAGGUGCUGUAAAUAGGCUCAAUUCCACUGUUUGUGGUGCUGCAUCACUGCUGAAGGUGAGGUCUGCUGCUACUGGGCAUUCAUUUUCCAUUGAAGUCAAGCUUGAAAUAUGUGCGGACUCACCAACUUCACAAUCAAACUGCUUGUAGUUAGCGAUACGGGUGUGACAUGUCUGCACAGCUUAGAAAAGCUGCUGUAGUUUUUCUGUCCAUUCAUACAGUCUCUGUCCAUUAAGUUACUCAGUGCUAAGAGCCACAGUCAGCAUUUCCCAGAGUCGCGUGGAGUCUUGGUUGGCCGAGCAAGUGCAAUUCAUGUUCCAGUGAAUGGACGUCUAGUCGUUGUGACUCCAGAGGCUGGAUUCUUCCACGUAAUAAGAACUGGCGAAUUAGUGAUGUUGCAAUAGAAACGGUUUCCGUAGAGUGAAUGAAAGAAAAUGGAUGCCUGCUUUGUUAUAUUUGAAGUAUUGUCUUCAUAGUGCCUGAGAUGGGAUAACUGAUUUUUAGCUUUCUGAUUCACCAAGCAGGCUGGCUACUUUUAAAAAGCAAUAUUUAGGGUUAUAUCAAUUAGUGUCUGUAAAGUAACAGUAUUGUUUAUAUAUGCUAUGCAUUUUAUAACCAUUUCUGUGAAAUGUAUCUUACUUUGUU